UCCACAAAAACAGCCUAAAUCAUCCUACAGACUAUAUAUAAACAUUUUAUUUUUCUGAGUCAACAGAAUAAAUAUGUGUCAAUCAAGUAAACAGAAUGUUUUAGUUCAUUUUUCUAGUUUAUCUUAGUGGAUUUUUUAGAUGUCUGACAUCUGAGAUGUGUUCUAUUUUUAUCAUGGUUGAGGGGAGUACUCUGCAACUUUCUUACCAACACAGCCCUGAAAAGGUUGCUUUGUACGGACUGCUUACUGAGUUACAAAAGGUACAUUUUAAAUCAAUAGAAAGUUUCAUGGACCUGACUGAAAUCCGAGGGCUCAGGCUGGAUGUGAUUUCAGAGGAAGGUGAGCACCAGGACUUGAGCAGAGGAUCAACAACCAUGGAGAUGUUCAAUUUGGCUUCAGAUCGAGCUGGAAGGACCUUGCAGAGGUUCUCAGUCGGCACCAAUGAAUCAUUUCGUUUUGAACCCUGUGAGGACAACUCUCCAUCUCCAACUGGGGCAGCAGAUGGAUAUGGUGAUGAUGAUGAAGUGUUCAAGAAGGGAGAACCCGAGAGUGACAUCGUCUCCAUCAGGAACCGACUGCAGGGGAAGGUUGCUGAGAUGGAGAAUUUUGCAGGUCAUCUGGAGGAAAUCUUUCUCACCGUUGAGGAGAAUUUUGGCCGUCAAGAGCAACUCUUGGAGCAGCACUACAACGAUGUGCUGCAGACUUUGUCUCAGCGAUAUGACGAAAGGGCGAGUGAACUGGAGGAAGAGAAAAAGAGUAAGUUGGAGUCUCUGUACAGCCAGCUGCUGGCCUGUGGUCAGGCACUGGGCAACUCGAAGGAGCUUAUUGAGACAGCUCAGGAGACCUACCGCAGCCAGGACAAGAGACUCUUCCUGAAGACUGUUAUGCCCAUCAUUAAAAGAUUUGAAACAUUUGUGAAAGAGGAUGUUGACCUCACCCUGUCUACAAGCCUUGAAUUCAACACACCACUCGCUGAUCUGUCAGAUGUCACAACCAUGAUGGAGUCUAUCAACAUCAUUCCAGCUCCGUCUGCCCCAGUAAUCAACCCACAGAUGCCCAACUCGGCCACCCAGACGACCCUGCAUGUGCGCUGGAGUUUGUUUUCUGACGACACGGUGGAGUUCUACGAGCUUUACUACAGACCAGUGCUGGAGGACAUGCCAGCAGACGGUACUGGUGCACCACAUGAGAGCAGGGUGAAAGUGAAGGAGACCCACUGUACCGUGAUGGAUCUGCUUCCCAAUGCCCAGUAUGAGCUAUGGGUGACAGCUACAAACACAACAGGCAUCAGCCCUGCAAGUGAGAAGGCCUUAUAUGUGACAGUGCCAUCGCCUCCAGUGAUCAAGCAGAGGGGGUGCUCCAGCUGUCCAGAAGCUGCUCUGAUCCGCUGGGAAUCAGGAAACACCAACCCUGUGGACUCUUACACCGUGGAGCUCAGAGAGAUGGGUUCUGACGGCACAGAGAGCAGUAUUACAGAGUCCAUAGUAGCCGUCCCCACCUGUCAGUGUCUGAUCCAGCUGCAGACAUCACGACGCUACCUGAUCUCUGUGAGAGCGGUCAAUGUUGGUGGGCCCAGUGAGAAGAGUGAGGUUGUAACGGUCUCCACAACAGGUACGUUCUUCCACCUCCUGGAGGACACAGCCCAUCCAUGCCUUUCCAUCUCUGAGGAUGGCUUCACUAUAUUUUACGGAGAUGAGGAGCUACCCAUAAGCGCAUUGGCUCUCGAUGACAACACUUUUACAAGAUGUGUAGCCAUCCUGGGGGAUCUGAUUCCAGUUAGAGGCAGGCAUUACUGGGAAGUUGAAGUGGAUGAUGAGACGGAAUUCCGGAUUGGAGUCGCAUAUGAGGACACUGAGAGGAACUCAUACCUCGGGGCAAACAGCAGUUCUUGGUGUAUGAAACACAUCCGCAGUCCAACCAGGCAUAAAUAUGAGUUUCUACACAACGGCCAGAGUCCGGACUUGAGGAUCACCGUGUACCCAGCACGCAUCGGAGUGGCUCUCGACUACGACGGGGGAACGCUAUCAUUCUUCAAUGCAAACCUGGGGCAACAUUUGCACACCUUCCACUGUCACUUUCAAAACUAUGUCCACCCUUGUUUUAGCCUGGACAGCCCAGGAGCACUCACGGUCCACAACGGCAUCCAAGCUCCCGAGUACACACUCAUCUAAUAGAAAGCGUCUCUUCCCAACAUACGGGUGAAAAAAUAAACGCGCUAAACGAAUGUUUCUGAUGUUGACCAUUAUGAAUGUUAUUAAACAAUGUUUAAACACA
Molecule: messenger RNA, 2274 nt
Organism: Nothobranchius furzeri (turquoise killifish)
Lineage: Eukaryota; Metazoa; Chordata; Actinopteri; Cyprinodontiformes; Nothobranchiidae
Product: fibronectin type III and SPRY domain-containing protein 2
Molecular function (GO): protein binding
Source: RefSeq, a predicted model, not a curated record